CCCAAUGGAAUACACACUGCAAGCAGGGAUAAAACUUUUUGGGACCCCUUACUCACGUUAUUAUUCCGAGAUCUCGACAGCUCGUCUUCCAGCUGAUGACAUUAAUGAACGGAAACUGCAUGAUGCCCAUAUGACGUUUACUUAAACCAAAGGAAACGCUAAGUUUGCUGCUGAGGUUUGUUCCUGCUGCUGCUGCUGCUGCUGCUCUAAACAACUUCUUCAACUUCAACUUCAGCUGGAAGUGUGCUGUGAGUGUGAAGACUGGCUGGUAGCGUUCCUGUGUGGUGUGUACUGAAGUGAAAUUCUACCUGCACUUCUGUGUUCACGUCCCCUGCGUGAUGGGACACACACGCUUGGCAGUUGUCCUGCUCCUUGCCCUCAUCAGUAUAGCUUCUGCAGACCCACUGUCUCGUAGCCCAUGUGAGUUAUUACCUGUGGGUGAAGGUCAUCCUGUGCAGGCCCUGCUGAAGAGCUACACAGCUAUAUCAGGCUGUGCGAGCCGUGGAACCACCAGCCUCCCUCAGGAAGUUCACAUCAUCAACCUGCACAGCAGCCCUGAAGAACUGGGAGAGAAACCUGAGGUGGCGCUACAUCUGCGGCCCAUCCAGUCUCUGUCCGUGCACAAAAAGCCGCUGGUCUUUGUGCUCAACUCGCCCAAGCCGUUCCAGUGGAAGAUUCAUGCGGCUAACCUGGCUCCUGGAAUUAAAAGGAUCUUCCAUGUAUCAAAUGGUUCUGUUGUGCAGUUUGAGGAUAGAAAUCUGUCCUUCUCUUGUGAGGUGCACAAAGAGACGUUACCACAUGGAAAUGAACACCUGAUGUCCUGGGCUAAACACCUGUAUCGCGCCAUCACGUCCUUUACUGAGCUCAAGAUGACCCACGACGUCUAUAUCAAAGUGGGAGAAGACCCUGUAUUUUCUGUCACCUGCAAAAUCGACAACAAGUUCCUGUCCCUGAACUACCUGGGGAGUUAUAUCCAGCCUCAGGCAUCCACUGGCUGUGUCCUCUCUGGUACAGAUGUUGAUCAAGAGGUACACAUCAUCGAGCUGCAGGCCCCAAACUCCAGCAGUGCCUUGCAGGUGGAUGUGACGGUGGAUUUGAGGCCAGAGGAACCAGAAAUCCCUCUGCACCGUGACAUUGUGUUGCUCCUCAGAUGUGACAAGUCUGUGAACUGGGUGAUCAAGGCCCACAAUAUCAUCGGAAAACUGCACAUAGUGACAUCAGACAGUGUUAGCCUGAAUGCUAGCACGGAGCGACUGAUGCAGGUGUCUAAGGCGGUGAAGCAGAAGCUGCCUGCAGGACCACAGGCUCUGAUCCAGUGGGCCAAGCAGAACAACUACGACCCUGUCACUUCCUACACCAACACUGCGGUGGCCAACAUCUUCCACGUGUGUGUUAGAGAAGCAGAAGCGGUGAAUCCUUUAGACAGCAUGUUUCCCCCAGAGCUCUCUAUCCUGCGAAACACCGAUCCUCACGAACACACCCGCCCCAACCUGCCCUUCCUCUUUCCCCCGGGCCAGAAUCCAUCCUUCUCUUUCCCACCUACCCUGGAGGACCAGGCGUGGUCACAUCAGGGUCCUGAGGAGCAGCGUGGAGCUCUGAGUGGGAUUCUCAGCGUGCGGUGUGAGGAGAACAGGAUGAUGGUCAGCAUCGACAAGGAGAGUCUGCAGGCAACAGGUAUAAGUAAAGCCAAUAUAACCCUGCAGGACCCAAAAUGCAAAGCGACAUCCAACUCCACCCACUACGUGCUGGAAACUCCACUUACUGGCUGCCAAACCACUAAAUACCCCCUGCACCACCCCAGCCGAAUGGUCCUCUACAUCAAUUCCGUCGUGAUCAGACACUCGGACAGCAGGGAUGGUAGCGGCUGGCCAUCAGAUGACGAAGACCUGGAGUCAGGAGACGUGCUGCUCUCAGAGAGAACAUCAUCUGGACACCAGUCUAUCAUCUUGUUUAACUGCACAUACCGUAAGGCUGAAGAUGCUUUUCCUCACUUUACUCAACUCGAUGUUCAAGAAAACGUGACAUUCAGCAUGGAGCUGUACAACACCAGCCUGUUUCGCCACCCACAACCUCCCUCCUUCAUCCAGGUCAUGGAGAACAAGCCCAUUUUUGUGGAGAUCUCAGCCACUAAAGCAGAUCCUGAUCUGAGCUUCAUGAUUCAGACAUGCUUCAUCUCUGCAAAUUCUAAUCAUGAGGUACUGUCUGAUUACGUCCUCAUUGAGAAUAUUUGUCCCAAGGAUGAGUCUGUCCUUUACUACCCUGCGAAAGUGGACAGGAAGCGCUUCAGCUUUAACUUCAGGUCAAAGUUCAAGAUACCUUUGCUGUUCCUGCACUGUGAGAUGUCCAUCUGCUCGAAGAGAGACAACAUGAAUUCAGGACUGCCACAGUGUAUGCAUCCUAACGAGGCCUGCACAUCUGUCAGUGGGGAAACCAUUAUCAAAAUGAUGAUGAACAGCAAAACCUCCACAAAGCCACUGGUGGUCAUCAGUGAUGAAGGUGGUGAUGAUAUCAAUAUUGGGUACACAAACAAAAAAAUGCCUGAUCCCAUAACCAACAAGCCCCAACUGCCUCCAGCUCACAUGUAUGUACUGGACACUCCAACUGUGGUGGGCAUCGCCUUUGCAGCCUUUGUCAUAGGAGCUCUCCUUACAGGAGCUCUCUGGUUCAUCUAUUCACACACAGGUGAUCCAGCAAUGAGACAAACUGUGCCAAGGUCUCCUCCUGCCUCAGAGAACAGCAGUGCAGCUCACAGUAUUGGCAGCACACAGAGCACACCAUGCUCCAGCAGCAGUAACGCAUAGCACGCACAUGCGGGCACACACACACACACACACACACACACACACACACACACACACACACACACACACACAUAAGAUGUGGGCCUGGCAGGUCACCACAUAGGGCUCCAAUCACAUACCUUUUUCAUCAAUAUCAAUUUUGGCUGCUUGCUGAAAGUAAAGGACUGAAUGAUUUUUGUACAACAUCACAGCUUGUAACCGGCUCAGUUUUCAUCCUAAAAUAGUCGGGAAUGUGGAACAGGAGAAGAAACAAAGCCUUGACAAAAUGUGGAUGAAAGAUGAAAAAUGCUGGUGAGGAACCAGACAUGAAAACCCCCUACACCAGGACAUUUAAUUUUCUGCCAUAUAUGGUUGGAAAGACCUGUUGAUAAAAAAGCUUGUUUACUGCAAUCGUUCUUAUGGUGUGGAAGCAUCUGGAAGAUGAGAGAGUUUGAUGCCGAGUGUGUGGCUGCGCGAUGUUUGGUGUGCCAAAGCAAGCACAAUUCGAUUCGUGCAAGAUUUCAGCCAGUUCAUAAUUAAUACAAUGUCUGUCUGGUUUCAGAGCAAUAAUAACCCUAAAGGGAAAAAUAUACUACAUAUUUGACACAAACUACUGCAUUUUAUCCGUUGACAAGACAUUAAUGUUCCAUAUUCCAGUGGAAAAAGUUCUUAAGAAAGAUUUUUUAUUUUUAUUUUAUGUUCCACACGCUGUAUUUCUUCUGUAAGACUUAUUAGAACUGCCAUAAAAGCAUCGCGGCCAAACCAGCAGUUAAUCUUGUAUUUGCCAAUAUUUAAAAGGAUAUGCUUAAGAUAUAAAAUAUAUAUAUUACAGUAUGGUCACUUUAUUACAGAAAAGGCCCAAAAUACAUUAACCCAUUAGAAGAAAUACUAGAUCAUAAUAAUGAAGUUGCAUUUUCAGCAUUCAGGAAUUUUUUUUUUUUUUUUUUUUUUGGCGGGGGGAUUGGGAUUAGUGUCGGAGAAAUGAGCAUUGCUAAGCGCUAAUGUCCCACAGAAAUUUGACAUGAAGAACCUAAUCAGAUCAGGUGCAUUGCAGACCCAGGUUUUCCCUGAGGUAUCUUUGAAAUGAAAUGAUUUUUAUUGGAUUAAAAACAAAUUCCAACCUGCAAUUUGUUCCCUUAGUGUAAAUAGAGCCUUGAUUUCAUUUUCACCAUCAUGAUUUAAACUAGUCAGUAUUGACAUAAUAUUAUUCAUUUAAAAUCAUUAUACACAUUAUAUUGUGUUGUUGUUUUUUUUAAUUACAUAAUUGGCCAAAUUUUUUUUUAAUCGUGUCUCUUUAUAUCAUUGAAUAUUGGUUUGUACGUUAUUCGUUAAGACUAAGCCAAUAUGAUCCUAAUAACCUGCCAAUAAUAGAAGAAAUUCUUAUAUUUUAGGUCUUAUUACAAUAUUGUUGCAUUAUUUUUGUAAUUGAAAAGGUGAAUUGUAGCAAUAUUGGGUCCUCUAGUUUGUAAAUGUCUUGAUAGAGGUUUUUAUCAGAUAAUACAGUUUAUAUAUGGAUUUAUUGUAAAUAAAUAAAUAAAUAAAUAUAAAACUAUUUUUGUAUAUAAAAUAGACAGAAUUUUACAGUGAAAAUGAUUUUAUACAAUGAUAUUAUCCUCAAUCUAUCGAAAGUUUAAGCCAAGCUUAUCACUUAUUUUGAUGUGUUUCUAAUAUAAGAAUCGUAUAUAAUGUAGAUGAUUCCUAAAUAAGAAAUCAUUUAAAGAGGUAUUUAUUUAUUAAUGUAAAUGCCCAACAAAUGUAUACAAUGAUUUGGCUUAAACAACAGAGCAUUUAUUUUAUUAUUAUUAUUAUUUUUUCUUUUUAAUAAAUAUUUGGAAAUUAUCAUGUAUAAUCACAAAAUAUUUUAGAGCAUCUUUCAGAAAGAACUUUAUAUACUGUAGAUAUGAAGAGCAGCUACAGGAAUGAGGAGAAGCAGGAACUUGGUAUCAUGAUCAUUUAAAUUUACGACAGAUCUCCCCUAUCUGACCAUUUCACAGAUUAUAUUAUUGCCGUCAUGGCUAUUAUAUAUUUAUGUGCACAGCAUGCAAUGUACAUUUUAUGUAGAAAUGCAUAAAAAUAGAAGCUGUAACUAUAAGAAAUAUCAAAGUGAUUCAUCAGAAAGGUCUCCAGUAUUAAAAACAGAUAGAACACUUCCGGAUCAGCAGAGUCCCCAGUGUUGAAUUCACUCAUACAGCAUUCAUUUAUUCACACUAUCUGGCCAAAAGUUUGUGGACACUUGACCAUCAUAUCUAUUUGUGUGGGUUUUUUUUUUUUUUGAACAUCUCAUUACAGAUUGAGUCAAUUUUAUUGUUUUAAUAAUCUCAAUUCCUCUGGGAAGGCUUUCCACUAGAUCAUGGAGCAUGGCUUUGGGGAUUUGUGCCCUUUCCACCACAAGAGCAUCAGUGAGAUCAGGCUACGAUGUCGGGUGUAAAGGCCUGGGGUGUGGUCAGUGUUCCUGUUCAUCCUAAAGGUGUUCAGUGGAGUUGAGGUCAGGGCUCUGUGCAGGACGUUUGAGUUCCUCAUGUCAAACCAUGUCUUCAUGGACCUCACAUAGUGCACAGGUUCACUGUCAUGCUGGAACAGGUUUGGACCUCUUAGUUCCAGUGAAGGGAAAUUGUAAAGAUGCAGCAUUCAGAGACAUCCGAGACAAUCGUGCGCUUCCAGUGUUGUGGCAACAGUUUGGGGAAGAACUACAUAUGGGUGUAAUGGUCAGGUGUCACAAACUUUAGCUAUAUAGUACAGCUGGACAGUGUAGCUAGAGAAAAAAUAUUGCUUAGCGAUUUGUUCUUGACAUUUCUGGAGACUUACAGCAAUAAUUCAGCUGAAAAAGAAAUUUGAAGUUUCUUUUUAUCCCUCAUAUAGUCAUUAGCUGAGACAUAUUAGGUUUCUGCACCGUUAAGGGCCCGGUCCCACAACACCGAUAACUAUAACUAUACCUAUAACUACAACUAUGACUAUACCUGUGCCUGAAUUUAGUUCCAGUCUGGAGCAGUCACACCACAACUAUAAUCCCGACUAUAAUAUCUGUUGGUCCUGCCACUCAGAGAAAUAAAUGCAUGCAACUUAUGAAUAGUCAUGGAUGUUUUUCCAAGUAGUAGCACAUUAUUCCGGGUCAUACUGUACAGCUUGGACUUCAAAACAACCCAUGCACAUACUCCAGUGGUUGAUAAAAUACAGAUAGGUCACGGACUAUGGAAAUAUAAUAAAAAAGGACACAAAAUAUGGAGUGGUUAUGGAUUUUAAUACAGAUGCAUCACGGAAGCUAAUAAUUUACAGAUUGGUCACGGACGUUUCAGUAUAUUACAGAUUGGUUACCGAUUUCAUACGGAUGAUGCAUCAUGGAUAAAAAUUAAUUAAAGUUGAAAACACUUAAAUGUUUGGACUGCUGAAGUUCAUAAUUAAAAUAUCUUACCUGCAUUUAUAUGUUUACUUUAUUAAUUUACUAUUGAUAUUUCACGGAACAUAUCACAUAUCCGUGAAUAAAAGAUCCGUGCUUUGUAUUCUAUUUUUUAUUUUGCAUGAAUCUGUAUUCUGUGACUUCAUGAUUCAACAAGGAUGUACAAAGAUGCCCGGGGAAAAAUAGCACGUGCUCAGAUAACGUCACAUGUAAACAGUUACCUGAUUGGUCAGAUGUUUUAUCGGAUCAGGUCCAGGCCUGGAAAAAUCACCCCAGAAGCAAUCUCACCGAUACGGAUAAACCCAGGCCUGGGCUAUACAGUAGGUAUCGUUAUCGGUCUAGCGUGCCCACCAACCACAUAAACUGCAGGGGACCGAUUUAUUUAUGGUUAUCGGUGUUGUGGGACCGGGCCUCAAUUCACCAGUCUCUCACCGCACCAAACAUGUAAAUAAUCCAGUCACACAAAAAAAAGCACAGGUUAGAAAGGCCUCAAACUAACAUUCCAACUAAUGUCUCAUUACUGUGUUGUUAUUGUAUAUUUCCUAUUGCGUUUCCAUACAGGGCUUGGUUUAUAUGCCGUUUAUGGUAGGUGUCGGUCAAAGUGAAGCCAAAGCGAUUCCCACCGUCACAAACAAACAUGAAUGUUACCAUUUCAAACAUGCCUUGAGGUCAGAUCACAUACUGAUGAAAUUAUGUGAGGAAAGAGGGGAGCUGGUUUGGCUUGGUUUGCUUUGUAUACAGCAUGUAAUGUAUCUUCCCAUGUGAAGCUUCAUAAACUCUGUGCAUCUCAUAACUGUGUCACUUGCUGCAGAAUCUAUAGAAUGUAUUUUAUUUUAAAGCUUUUAAGUGCAUGUAAACUUGUAUAGAUGUCUUCGAAACAGAGCAAACAGAGUAUCGAUAUAUAUAUAUAGAAAAAUAUAUUUGUGUAUAAAGGUAUAUUUUUGAGAAAAGCUAAGAUCUAGAGCCAAGCUAUGAUUUUAAUCCUAUACUGUGAAUUCUUUUCAGAUUAAUUCUGUAGACACAAGGAUAUGGGACAUGUUGACAAUCCAGAGUUACACCAAGUUACCAGUUUAUUAUAUCCACCUACCUGCUGUGCUGAAGAUAAUCCUUUACCCAACUCAUAUCUGCUCAGUGAUUGGCCUACAGUGAUGUAUUUAAGAUGGGAAGCAGGAUAGAUGGAGGCUGACACGUUAUACAUAGCAACAGAUGGACUAUAUUCAGUAAUUACAAUUACAAAGUGCACUUAGUAGUAGAUUUAUCUGAUAAACUGGCAACUCGGUGUCGAUUAUUUUAUUUUGUUUUUAUUCCCGGUUGGAAAGUGUUUCCUGUGUGUAGCAUUUUUUUUUUCAUUUGUGUGUCUUUUUUUGUACAUCAACCGAGCACAUGCUUUCCUAUUUGUUGUAUGUGAGUGUGCACAUGUAAGAGUUUUUAUCAUGUUGCCUAAAACUAUAGAGAUUCUUUUGUCUCAAAAAAUAUUAAGAGUAUUAUUAACAAGUAUUAACCAAACUUAGUUUAAAAACAAAACAAAAAAAACAGUCACCCCAUUUACUCCAAGUCAUUACGGGGUAAAAUGCUGUGGUUCGCUGAGUGAGUGCGGCUCAGAGUCCAAGGACCUUUUGUCCAAUUCCAAUUCACCAAAAAACAUGAAAUGUGUGUCCCUUCUUCCAUGACUUUCUUCUCCAUGAAAAAUAUGCCAAAUGUCAGAAGCAUUUUAGAAGCAAAAACAUAUUUCGGCAAAACGUGUAAACAAAAAUCUCAGCAAUGAGAAUAAAGAAAUCAUAAAUUUUCCUUUUAUUUAGAAGUUUUAUUAUAUUCUCAUUAUUAAAACAGUAUUUGGUGUCUCUAUUUUUAAAUUGUGAUUCUUUCUACUGUGCUUGAGAUCUUGUUAUUUUGUUUGGGACUGUUGGCGUAAAAUUAAUUCCCGAAACAACAAUGCUGUCAUGUACAUUGUGACGUUGGAAAUUAUUUAAAAUACAUAAUCCACAGCAGUCUAGUCAAAAGCACACAUUCCUAGGUCAGAUAUGUGUUCAUGUGUUUGUAUUUGUCUGAAUGUUUGCUGUUAUCUACCUCAUUUGUGGUGUGUAUGCAUGGUUGGCUUUGCGUGUGUGUGUGUGUGUGUGUGUGUGUGUGUGUGUGUGUGUGUGUGUGUGUGUGUGUGUGUGUGCGCAUACGUUAUUGAGUUUGAGUAGCUUUAUGUGCUGUUUUUCUGUCCAUUACAUAUACAUUGUAAGAAUCACUAAAAGCUGGAUGUUUGUCAUACCAUAUAUUUAGUAAAUGUUAAUGUGAACUAAAACACACUCAAAGCCGCCCUGUCGACAAAUCAGGUCCGUCUGUUGGCUGUCAUUUCUUGAUCUCAUGUGAAACAUUUCAUUUUUCUGUAAAUAAACUGUGCUGUAAAUCUGCAUGCUCUCUAAAUGUUCUGUAUAUAAAAAAAUAAAGUCGUAUAAUCUUCA
Messenger RNA from Neoarius graeffei (lesser salmon catfish), 8627 nucleotides. RefSeq names its product transforming growth factor, beta receptor III (gene tgfbr3). NCBI's taxonomy places the organism in Eukaryota, Metazoa, Chordata, Actinopteri, Siluriformes, Ariidae. The record is from RefSeq and is a predicted model, not a curated record. The transcript has 17 exons. Bases 339 to 2801 code for a protein of 820 amino acids.